AUGAAUGCACGGGAACUGAACGAUGAGGUGGAAUGUCAGGCGAUACUUCGUGCAGAGGACGCUGGUGUGGCGGUGGUGGUGGACGCCACGGAUUACAGCGAGCCGUUAGGCCCGCCACUCAAGGAGACUCUUAUGGAAGUAUUCGCCCGCGCCAACGAGGGCAUGGAGCUGUAUGAGAGGUUGGGAAGGGCGGAGGGCAUUGCCGCGAAGCUGCACACCGACCUUCGUAACGGUGUCACGGCCGACACCGUGGAGCGGCGGCGCGCGGUCUUUGGCAAGAACGAGCUGCCGGAGGAGGAGGCGCUGUCGUUCUGGGCGAUCUACAGGGCGGCGUGGAGCGACCGCAUGAUCCUCCUCCUCUGCGGCGCCGCCCUCGUCUCGCUUGUGCUUGGGCUGACGGUCCCGGAGCCCGGCCAGGACAAGGUGCACGGCGAGACGGGGUGGAUUGAGGGCUUCGCGAUCCUUGCCUCCGUGCUGAUCGUGACGACGGUGUCGUCCGUGAACGACUACCGCAAAGAGCUGAAGUUCCAGCGGCUGAUGGAGGAGAACUCGGCGCAGCCGAUUGCCGUGAUCCGUGACGGGAGCGAGCGGGUGAUUGACGUGACGGAGAUCGUCGUGGGGGACCUUGUGAGCCUGUCAAACGGCCUCGUGGUGCCCGUCGACGGCUUCUACGUGCGUGGCCUCAGCGUGGUGAUCGACGAGAGCAGCGUGACCGGGGAAAACGACCCCAAGAAGAAGAACGCCCAGGCCCCGAUUCUCCUCACCGGCACCGUUGUGAAUACGGCGGAGGACGCCUACAUGCUUGCGUGUGCCGUGGGCGAGUGCUCGUUUGGCGGGAAGCUGCUGAUGGAGUCGCGGCAGGAGGGCGGGCCGCGGAUGACGCCGCUGCAGGAGCGCCUGGACGAGCUGGCGGGGCUGAUUGGCCGGUUUGGCAUGGGCAGCGCGGUGCUGCUGUUCUCGCUGCUCUCGCUGUCGGAGAUAUUCCGCGUCAUCCGUGACACGGAGGAGCUGCGCAUGAAGGCGUUCCUGGACUACUUCCUGCUGUGUGUCACCAUCGUGGUUGUGGCGGUGCCGGAGGGCCUGCCGCUGGCGGUGACGAUUGCGCUAGCGUACUCGCAAAAGAAGAUGCAGGACGACAACAACCAGGUGCGUCGGCUGUGCGCGUGCGAGACGAUGGGGUGUGCGACGCAGAUCUGCAGCGACAAGACCGGGACGCUGACGCAGAACCGGAUGAGCGUGGUGCAGGGGUACGUCGGGAUGCAGCGGUUCAGCGUGCGGGAGCCUGGGGACGUGCCGGCGCCGAUUGUGCUGGGGAACGUGGCGGCGGCGGCGCGUGAGCGGCUGGUGGAGGGGCUUGCGCUGAACAGCUCGAGCGAGAAGGUGGUGUGCCGCGCCGGCAAGGACGGGGAGCCCGUGGCGCGGCCGUUCUGGCAGUGGCGGGCGGACAAGGGGAACAAGACGGACAACGCGCUGCUGGACUUUGUGGACCGCGUGCUGCUGCAGGAGGCCGACCGCGACGACCUGACGAGCCGCCCGCACCAGCGCGUGCGGGAGCGGGGCCGCGCGCACGGCUUUGCCAUCUUCCCGUUCACGAGCGAGCGCAAGUUCAUGAGCGUGGUGGCGGUGGGCCCGGGCGGGGUGCUGACGCAGCACGUGAAGGGCGGGUCGGACCGCGUGCUGGAGAUGUGCGACCGCUACUACUCCGCGGCGGGGGCGGAGGAGCCGCUGACGGACGCGGUGCGGACGAAGAUCGUGGUGCAGAUCCGCUCCCUCGCGAACGACGCGAACCGCACGAUUGGCGUGGCGUACGGGCGCGUGGCGGGCGACGCGCUUCCCGCCGACGAGCCGACGGUGCCGCUGGUGUGGCUGGCGCUGGUGGGCAUCCAGGACCCCCUGCGGCCGGAGGUGCCGGACGCGGUGCGGAAGUGCCAGCACGCCGGCGUGACGGUGCGGAUGUGCACCGGCGACAACCUGGACACGGCGGUGGCCAUCUCGCGGCAGUGCGGCAUCUACAACCGCCUGCGCGGCGACGUGGCGAUGACCGGGAGGGAGUUCCGCAGACUGGUGUACGACUCGUACGGCAACAGCGCCAACAUGGAGAGGUUCUGGCCCAUCCUCGGCCGCAUGGUGGUGAUGGCGCGCUCGCAGCCGCUGGACAAGCAGCUGCUGGUGCUGAUGCUGAUGCUUCGCGGCGAGGUGGUGGCGGUGACGGGGGACGGGACGAACGAUGCGCCCGCGCUGCGGCUGGCGAGCGUCGGCUUCGUGAUGCGGAGCGGGACGGACAUUGCCGUGAAGUCGUCGGACAUUGUGCUGCUGGACGACAACUUCCGUUCCGUGCAGCGCGCCGUCGUCUGGGGGCGGACGGUCAACGACAACAUCCGCAAGUUCCUGCAGCUGCAGCUGACGGUGAAUGUCUCGAGCGUUGUGCUGACGUUUGUCGGCUCGUUUGUGUCCCCCACGCACACCUCCCCGCUGAGCACGGUGCAGCUGCUGUGGGUGAACCUGAUAAUGGACACGCUGGCCGCGCUCGCCCUCGCGACGGAGGAGCCGUCGGAGGCGUGCCUGGGCCGCGGCCCCGUUCCCCGCAGAGCCGCACUCGUGUCACACCGCAUGUGGUGCACCAUUUGCACCAUCGCUGGCUACCAAAUACUCAGCACGUUGCUGGUGGAAAGGUUUGGCGCGGCCUGGUUUGGCGUGAGUGGGGCGGAGAUGCAGACUAUUGUGUUUAAUGUUUAUCUGCUUUCGGUUAUUUUUCAUAUGUUCAACGCCCGCAAGGUGUACGAGGAGUUGAAUUGUUUCGAAGGGUUGUGGGAGCGCUCGAGGACGUUUGUCGGCGUCGUUGCCUUUUGCUUUGCGUUCCAGGUGUUCUGUGUGGAGAUGCUUGGAAGCUUUAUGCAGGUUGUCCCGCUGCGGGGGGAUCAGUGGUUUGGGUGCCUGGCGCUGUCGCUGUUGACUCUCGUGUUUGGGGUGGUCUCGCGCCUGGUGCCGCUGGAGGAGCCGCCGUUGCCGGAGGUGCGUGCGGAGACGGAGGACAUGGAGCCCGAGGCGCGGCGCGUGGCGGUGAAGCUGGCAGCCGACGUGGAGGCGCAUUCGAUGCGGGAGGGCGCCGGCGUCGAUCUGCAGCUGGGGCGGCGGCUGCUGGCGCAGGCCAUGUGGCAGCAGGUGCGGGAGCACCACCUCGCGGUGAAGAGUGUGAACGCCUUCCGCCGGGCCCGCGUGGACCGCGACAUGCACACAAGUGUUGCCAAGGACAUAUAUUGCCGCCUGGCCGCCACCAUGUAG
Trypanosoma conorhini is the source of this 3282-nucleotide messenger RNA. Its product is annotated as putative vacuolar-type Ca2+-ATPase. NCBI's taxonomy places the organism in Eukaryota, Euglenozoa, Kinetoplastea, Trypanosomatida, Trypanosomatidae. Gene Ontology annotation, cellular component: membrane; intracellular membrane-bounded organelle. The transcript has a single exon. Gene Ontology annotation, biological process: calcium ion transmembrane transport. Gene Ontology annotation, molecular function: P-type calcium transporter activity; ATP binding; ATP hydrolysis activity. The record is from RefSeq and is a predicted model, not a curated record. Bases 1 to 3282 code for a protein of 1093 amino acids.